Aspergillus glaucus CBS 516.65 is the source of this 762-nucleotide messenger RNA. RefSeq lists its product as uncharacterized. The transcript is spliced from 5 exons. The coding region runs from base 1 to 762 and encodes 253 amino acids. The record is from RefSeq and is a predicted model, not a curated record. Gene Ontology annotation, cellular component: intracellular anatomical structure. Gene Ontology annotation, molecular function: oxidoreductase activity, acting on NAD(P)H, oxygen as acceptor. NCBI's taxonomy places the organism in Eukaryota, Fungi, Ascomycota, Eurotiomycetes, Eurotiales, Aspergillaceae.
AUGGCCCAAACAAAUAUCACACUGUCCUCUAAAGUCAUCGCCAUCACCGGCGCAAACCGUGGCAUCGGCCUCGGAAUAGCCGAAUUCUGUCUCGUCAAUGAUGCAGCUCGAGUCUACUCCCUCGACAUCGGCGACACAACCGACGAAUUCCACGCUCUUUCCCAGCGCUUCCCCGACAAACUCUUCGCCGUCCAUACUGAUGUGACCCAGGAGUCGAGCAUCUCUGCAGCAGUUGACAAGAUUAUCGAUGAAGCCGGUGCGCUACACGCCAGAAUAGCUGCGCGUGCCUUCAUCCGGCUUGGAAUCAAGGGAUCCACUAUCUUCACAGCCUCAAUGGCAUCAUAUCGUCCGAACAAGCGCGUCCCCUCCGCCCCAUAUAGCGCCUCCAAAGCCGGCAUCUGCAACAUGACACACACCCUAGCGAUGGAAUGGGCGCCCCACGACAUCCGCGUCAACAGUGUCUCCCCCGGCCUCGUCAAUACAGCCAUGACCUACUGGGUGCCACAGCAGGAGGACUGGGAGCAGCAGUUGAAGUAUUAUGGUGGGUUUCCGAGGUUGGCGGAGGUACAGGAAUCGGGGGGUGCGUAUGUGUAUUUGUUGAGUGAUGCGGCGAGUUAUACGACUUCGAUUGAUAUUCCGGUUAAUGGGGUUAUUGGGAGUCCAAUGCAGUGUCAUAUUAUGCCAAAGUGGCUGCCUUCCAAAUUAGGAAACCGGGUGUUGCAUUCUGAGGAAGCCGCACCCAGCACCUUUCAGCCGCCGUAA